AUGUCGAUUGUCCAGGAAACGGCCUGCGGCGUCAAUAUCCAACUCGAUCGACUGCAACAGCAGAUUACACGUCCGGAGAAGCUUCUGUAUACUGAAGAUGCUCCCCCGGUGCUCGUUCGUCGCCUGCAAAAUGUCAUCGGGUCUAUCUCGGUGACCUCCAAGACCCAGUCUUUCCUUCCUGCCACUCGUCUCGUAGAUUUGCUUACGGACCCAUCCUUGACGCGUCAAUUACCCGUCCCCGCAGACGUCCGGGUCGAGGCAGAGACUGAGACUGAGGAGCAUGUGUCGGACUAUCUGUGGCUGGUUGCUGCCAAAGCCUCGGUCCAGGCAUCAGGCCUGGUGAUGCACUCCCUGUUGGACCAGACGCUCCGACUUCAGGAAGAGACUUACUACUGGAACGAAGUGCUCGGGUCAUUCUGGAAUAGUGGUCUCUAUACGGCCCAGACAACACCUACACGUCUCUGGCAUUGGUCCAAGGGCCUCCCUUCGCUCCGAAACGCCUCCUCCGCCUCACUCUCGAGGUCCUUGGCGGCUCAAUGGGCACAAUUUUAUCAAAUCGCUCGACAGAGCAUGUCGGAGUCCCCCUCCGACUCAACUGGUCCUCUCCCAUCCGAUCUUGCCGCUCCGAGGCUCGCCAAAAAAGAGACCGCCUCGUAG
Messenger RNA from Penicillium daleae, 657 nucleotides. RefSeq lists its product as uncharacterized. NCBI's taxonomy places the organism in Eukaryota, Fungi, Ascomycota, Eurotiomycetes, Eurotiales, Aspergillaceae. Bases 1 to 657 code for a protein of 218 amino acids. The record is from RefSeq and is a predicted model, not a curated record. The transcript has 2 exons.